AGAAAAGGGCGGAGCUACAAAUACCUGUGACUCACCAUAAUGGCAGAUUAAAAACAGGACUAAUAUCAUUAGAGGCUGGUUAUAUUCACACACAGCUGUGUUUAAACUUCUUAUAAAAUGAUUUCUGCUUAAUCCCAUUUUAAGUAAAAGAUUCGUAAAGUAAAACAGAUUUGUUUCCUCACUACACCCAUUCCGAGAUGGUGACACUGGCAAAAAUGAGGAAGUGCAGUUCUCUCUUUAAGUGUGCAGAAAUGCUGCAGAUGUUUAAUGUGAGACAGAAGCUGUGGUCAUGCUGGUCACACGAGUGCUGUGCAGAGGAGCUCAUGGAUGGAGGCUCGGUCAGAGGAGACACAUUCAGCACUGCUCAGCUCUGGUGUACCGAGAGCAUUCACACAACAUCAACACUGUCAGGUUCAUACCCGAUCCUGUGCCCCAUCCCGGCGGUGGGGGGGAACGAGGGUGUGGGCGAGGUGCUAGAGGUGGGCAGUGAUGUCACAUCUCUCCGGCCUGGAGACUGGGUCGUGCCCAUAGAUGCUGGCUUUGGUACAUGGAGGACAGCUGCUGUGUGUGAGGAAGAUGAGCUCAUCUCCAUUCCUAAAGACAUCUCAGUCCUGGGAGCCGCCACCAUCUUCGUGAACCCCUGCACCGCGUACAGGAUGCUGCAUGACUUUCAGACACUUUCCCCUGGUAAUACAGUGAUUCAGAAUGCCUCUAACAGUGCAGUGGGACAGGCUGUGAUUCAGAUCGCGGCGGCGCUGGGCCUAAAAACCAUCAACAUCAUCAGAGACAGAGAGAACUGUGACCAGCUGAUGCAGGAGCUUCAGUCACUGGGAGCCGAUUACGUGGUGACAGAAGAGGAAGUGAUGUCAUCAGGUCUUCAUCAGCUUUUCGAGGAGGUCCCGAAACCUAAACUGGGCCUGAACUGCGUGGGGGGCCUCAGCGGAGGACUUGUGCUUUCUAAUCUCGAUUAUGGAGGCACAAUGGUCACAUACGGAGGGAUGGCCAAAAGACCCCUCCAGAUCCCCGCUAAGUCCUUUAUAUUCCACAACGUGACACUGAAGGGCUUCUGGCUGACCCAGUGGAAAAGACAGCACAGGACAGAUAAAGCCAAGCUGACGGCCAUGUUGGAUGCGGUGUGUGAGCUGAUGAGGGCUGGACGGCUCUCCGCACCAAACUGCGUACACACACCAUUUCACCAGUUCACACACGCUUUACAAGCUACAACACAAACACACAGCCGCAAACAUGUGCUCAUUAUGUAGACGCAAAAACAGACAACACACUCAGUGCACAUCUGUAUACAAGUACUGUACGCUUAUUUGUUCAUCUUAUUAUCCUAAAACAAAACAAAACCUGGAACAUCUGUAAAAAGAAGGCUGACAAACAGGCAAUAAAAUAAAUUUUGUGUAAAAAAA
Messenger RNA from Danio rerio (zebrafish), 1415 nucleotides. The record is from RefSeq and is a predicted model, not a curated record. NCBI's taxonomy places the organism in Eukaryota, Metazoa, Chordata, Actinopteri, Cypriniformes, Danionidae.